AUGGGGGAGUCGGAGGGGGGCCCUGCUCCCUGCGGCGAGUUCAGCUGCUGCAAGUGCGAACUGGUUCUGCCCCUGACCGAAAAGGACACUUCGGACGAUAAGAAGAACAAGACCCAGUGCAAGCUCUGCAAGAGGGCUUACAAGGCGCUCACGCGGCGCUGGCAGAAGAACAAGAAGUUGCAGGCGUGGUGGAACAGCAAGUCCAAGGAUGCACAGAUUGAAUGGUAUCAGACGGCCCGCCGAGAUAAUGUAGACAAGAUUGGCAACCAAGAGCUGAAGCUCGACCUCGAGAUGAUCGAGACUAAGGGCACUGAGUCUCGGAGGCGGGUGCACCACAAGCCUUUCGACCAGUACAAGAAGGACUUGUUCAUGGAAGGGUUCAGCACGCUGAUCGCCCAGCAGAACGAGUUCAGGCGCCGCGCGCAGGACCCGAAGUACAUGGUUCGAAAAAUUGGCGGGGAAUACCACAUCGGGGAGUACAUGGGCGUCGUCGAGGACGACUUGCAUGGGCAGCUUGCCGUGAACAAGGUUCGGUCCACGGCGAAGCAGUUCACCAGCGCCGAAGAGUUGGCUGAGGAGCGGGAGCGGUUGCAGGGGCUCUUCCAGGAAGCGGGGUCUGCCAUUACCGAGACGUCGUCCAGCGUUGGCGUCGGAAGCGUCACUGAGAAUGUGCUGGGCGACAUGCCGCAAUCCUGGAUCGCUGGAUUCAUCGAGGAGGGGGAGGCCAGCUCCAUGCCCGAUAGCUGCCGCAUCUUCGACCUGUUCCACAAGGACCUCGAGUCCAAGAGGGAGCAGGUGGAGCGCGAGCUCGAGGAGGCGUUCGAGGCCGAGAUGUUCGAGGGCCCCCAGAAGUACGUUGACCCCUUGAUCGCCCGCUCCACCUUGUCAGAGGCGAUCGAGAAGGCCAAGGGGAAGGCGUCUUCCUUGCACGACAGCGCCGACGAGCACGAGCGCACGGUGACCAUCGACGAGCUCAAGCAGCGCCUCGGCCUUGGAGAAGCAGCUCUGGAAGGCGACUGGGCCGAACUCGUGAAGCGCAUGGAGGUGGCCAAGAAGGAGUCAGAGAAGGCGAAGGAUGAGUUGAUCACAUCAGGCGACGAGAUGCUUGAGAGUGCGAAGGGGAACCCCGACUUUGAUUUCGCGAAUGCCAAGACCACGCUGAAGCAGUUGGUGGCUGAUUACACUAAGCCAGAGGGCGCCUACCGUCGCUUCAAGAAGACCAUCUCGGACUCUCAGCGCAGCAUCUCGAAGCAGUUGGCCACGGAGCUGCGCACGUCCACUGCAAAGCCGCCGAAGGCCCGCGCCGACUUGGGCACUGGUGGCUCUGGCGGGGCAGAGAGCGCGAAGAGCUUCGCCGAUAUCUUAGGCGCCUACUUCACGUCUGUGCAUGAGUCGCCAGCGGGGUGCACAUCGUCUUUUCAGGAGGCUGAUUGGCAGCGUGGCGCUCUGAUUGUUGGGACCGAGUUCGAGGCGAAGGUGACGCAGGCCGCCGUGUCCCUCACGGCGCUCGGCUACAUCAAGGAGCUCCGUGGGGAUAUUGAUAUGGGCAGCGCCUGCCCGAUGAGCGUUGGUCGGAGCUUCCAACACCUCGUGAAAAAAGACGUCAUGGGCGUGCAGAGUUUCGUUGCCAAGCCCGACUCUGGCCAUGUCGGUAUUUUGCCGUUCGGGUGCAGUGAGAUCAGGGCCAUCACGAACGGACAGGAACUCGUGGUGGGGAUCCCGCACCCUAGUGAUAACGAUCUUGCGAAGUUCGAAGACUCUUUCAAGAAGAUGGGCCCGAUGGCCAUGCAGCAGUACUUGCAGCAGCACGCCUCGUUUGCCAUGGUGGGCAAGGUGAGUAGCAUCAUGGUUCUUCCAGCAGGCUUUGUGUACGUUAUGUUCCGCCCUGUUCUGACCGCGGGAUUUCGGUGGUCGAUUUGGCCUGCAGCUUGGAACGAUGAAUGUAAGCGCAUUCUGAGGUCGGUGUGUGGAGCAAUGGAUGCCCUUCCAGGCCUAGAGGAGACGAAGUUUCGGCAAUGGCGUUCUUUCCUGUAUGAAUGCUUGGAUUUGCAGUCCAUCGUAUCUCAGCAGGCUGGUCCCGCCAAUGGUGGGGUACUCCUGGACGAAGGGCAGCCGGUGGAGGCUGCAGGUGAGCCCGCGGAUGCAGCCGCACCAGCAGCGCCAUCCCAGACCUGUGAGCAGCCAGCGCCAGGUGGGCUAGCGGGGCCAGCAGCCGCAGCACGCGCUCCAACGGGGCCAGCAGCGGCAGCAGCCGAGGCAGCCGCGCCGCCAGUGGACCCCGCAGCCGGCGCGAAGUCCCAGCUGGCCGAGAAGCGCCAGCGCGUGGCGGAGAUUUCUGGGGGGCACGGCGCAGGCGAGGCUCCAACCAAGCGCUCGCGCCAGGCCGCUCCUGCUGCUCCUGCCGUUCGUGGGAAGCUCGUCUUUCCGAGGACGACGCCUGUUGGCGGCGAGAUUGCUGACCAGCUCGAGGCGAAGACCACGAUUAAUUAG
Molecule: messenger RNA, 2490 nt
Organism: Prorocentrum cordatum
Lineage: Eukaryota; Dinophyceae; Prorocentrales; Prorocentraceae
Source: the annotation of a GenBank genome assembly